Messenger RNA from Linum trigynum, 3999 nucleotides. Lineage: Eukaryota; Viridiplantae; Streptophyta; Magnoliopsida; Malpighiales; Linaceae. The record is from the annotation of a GenBank genome assembly.
GCGUAGAAUAUUGUGUUUUCUCCUUUUCACGGUAUCCAGAUGGCAAGUAAAUAAUUGCAAGUUAAAAAUGGUUAAUUGGCUUCUUGUAAAAUUCCGUUGCACACAAAAUGGGAGUCGACUGUCUGUAACAAGAAAUUUAAAAGUCAGGAAGCCCUUUGGCGCAAAUGGCAUUUCUCCACUCGGCAAUCGGCAUUCGAUGUCAAAUACAACCAAAGCUACGCCCCAGCGUUAUACCAAACCGAACCUCCCUGAACCCGACAGAUCGCAGCACCUCCCCGCCGGUCCAUCGCCGGAUCCGCUGCUCCAAGAUGGCGCUUUCGUUUCCCCCGUUUCCGGGUCCUCCGGGGUCGAAGCUACACCGCUGGGCGACAACCAACAGCCUAACUCCUCUGCAGCUAAUGCAGCGGCGGAAUCUUCUCGAUCGCGGACGAGAGUGUCGGAGACGAGCUGGUUGCCGCCGGGGUGGUUGGUGGAAGACAGGGUCAGAAGUUCGGGUGCGACGGCUGGGACGAUAGAUAAGUACUACUUUGAUCCUGUCUCGCGCCGGCGGUUUAGGUCCAAGCGAGAGGUGCAGUAUUUUUUGGAGACGGGAAGCGUGAAGAAGCAAAAAAAAGCAGAGAGCUCCGAUGCUAAUGCUAAUUCUGCAGAGGGAUCCAGUGCUAAGAAAAGCAAGACGCCUAAAAAGGAAGCUUGGGUAGCUUCUCAUUUGGACUUCAAUUUUUCCAAUGUGCCCGACAGUGUUGAAUGGAUCCUUGCAGAUGCGACUAAAGGUACCUGGACACCGUCUGUCGCAGGUAAAAAGCCUUCUGAUUCCGAGAGGCAAAUCUGGGACGCUACCUUCAAGUAUUUGGCUGCUAGAACUGCAGAAUAUACAGCAAAAGGAAAGCAUCUGAAAUGAAACAUAGUCCCUCUCUCAGUGGCAGCUUUUGCUGUUCGGAUAUCUUCCACUUCAUUUUUCGAGCCCCUCCUCCAGAGUUUGUUUCAACUUGCAAGAUACUUCCGUCGGAGGCUGUAUUUUAGUGUAUGGUGAGGUCUUCCAUUCACCAAUGUACUAUAGACUGUAUCCUCCUACCACUCCAGUAGUACCUGCAAACGCAAGAAUAUAAGCCUGCAGAUGGUUUUAUUUUCUUGAUGCAGCUUUACUGAAACUAGAGACUGUGAUUAGGACGUUUUUUAGAUUCAAAGUAAACCCAUGCUCCUCCAGCCAAGAGGCAUUUGUGUUUGUGUAGUUGUAUCUGUAUUGGGGAUAAUUUUUGUUGACCAGAGUCUGGUAUGGGCACAAGUCUUCUUUCUUGUUCGGGUCGUCUCAUUUAGUUGGUUAUGUAUUAAAUUCAUUUUAUUGUUUGAUCGUGCUUAUUCUAUUUUCGACUCAUCUCAGCUCGUAUCAUGGUUUAACCAAAGGUGUCAAGUGUUGGCUUAAAGCUAGUCUUGAACUUUACUAUUAAUGCUUAGCUUUAGGGGUGGGCAAGAAAUGUGUUAGGAACGGAACAACAAAUGGGGACGAGGUUAUCGAAUUUGGAGCUAAGUCGCGGACUAGGUCGCUCUUUUUUAGACGUUCACGACACUGCUCUCGAUGCGUACGGCAGACUAUUAAUCGGUUGUCUCCAGGAUAAAACAGCUCCUCGAAUGUUCGGCGGUUUUGUGCGAAAAUCGGAGCUCUCUGAACACUCUCUCUAUUGUGUUUCUGCUCGUUGUGGUGUGUUUAGAGGGGCUGGGGAGACAUCUAUUUAUAGGAGCCGAACCCCUAGGAAUAUACCCUCUAACUUGGGAAAUAAGUCGGAUUAAUUAAGAAAGAUAAUUACUUCCUCAAUUAAAACCCGUCUGUAAGAUAAUUCCUGCGGGAUUAUCCUUCGAAUAUUCCUUUUAAUCGAUUAUCUUUAGAAUAUUCCUUAGAAUAACCGAUUAAUAAUAACUUAUUAGAUAAAUAAUUUCGUUCGGGAUUUAUCCAAAAAAUACAUAUAGUCUCAAGUGAACCUACCGACCGACCAUUUGGUAGGACGGCGCGCGUGCGUGUGUGGUGGUCCGUUAAGUCCUCCCUCUCCCACAAAAGUGGGUCACCCCAAGGGGCAUGCCCUUAGGAGAGAGACUCCUAUCUUUAUACACAUUUCACCAAGUAAAACUACCAAUGUGGUAGUUUUUCCACUUGAGACACUAUAGUUUUCAAAGCUAUUCAUUCAUUUCCAACAAUCCCCCACUUGAAUAGUUUUGAAACUAUCUCUGAGCAUCAACAGUUCCAUAAGAUCGGGCAUAAGCUAAGGUAUCGCGAAGAUUUGAACCUUAGCGUAGUGGUUACACUUCCGAUUUCAUAAGGGUGACUCGUAGUCUUGAACCCUAUCUCAGACAGUGUAGCACACCGGAUCUUUUCAUUGAGUUGUGUUCUUUUCUUAGCCCAUGCGUUUAUGGCCAUGCACGUUAUUCUGAUUUAGUGAACGCUCUAGCAACUUUGUGCCUCCAAAGUUCCAUAGUGAGCAGCCCCACUCCCACAUUCACAUAGGUGAGUCUAUCAGGAGUACCCCCAAAGUAAAGUACUCCACCCCAACUAGGGUAUAGAUCUCAAUAAGAGUUAUUAACUCAACCUCCAUUGCUUUGGGAUUCAUACUUCACUAUGCAUGAAAUUUUCGCAUACUGCUCAUGACUUGUUAAUAUCCAUUGAACCCAUUUCUUGGGAUCUCCAGUCUAUUGGGUCGGGUUAGCAUCACUUGUAGUCUGUGGUUCAGUAUGCAUAAGUCUCAUACCCUUGGCGGUAUUCUGGACUUUCUCUCUAAGUAAUCCUUUCGUCAAAGGAUCAGAUAGAUUCUGUUUGGAUCUAAUAUGAUCCACCCUCAUUGCUCCUAUCUUUAGGAGUUCUCUUACAGUACUGUGCUUACGACGAAGCUGUCGUUUCUUCCGUUAUAGAACAGGUUCUCAACUUUAGCGAUAGCUGCGGUACUAUCACAAUGGAUCAAUACCGGAGGGACCGUCCUUUCCCAUAGGAGAAUCUCUGACAACAAUCAUCUCAACCAACUCGCUUCUUCACUGGCCGUUGCUAGUGCUAUCAUCUCUGAUUCCAUAUUUGAUUGAGCUAGGAUUGUUUGUUUCUUUGACUUCCAAGACACAGCUCCACCAACGAUGUUAAAAACAUACCCACUGAUUGCCUUGGAGUCAUUUGAUAGGGUAUUCCAAUCCGCAUCACUUCUAGUACAACAAGAAACCUUUGAUAGUGUAUACCAAGGUUUGCUGUUCUCUUGAGGUAUCUCAUGACCCUCUCUAUAUUAUUCCAAUGCUCUCUACUAGGACAGGUGUUAAACCUGACAAGCAAUCCCACGACAUAUGCAAUGUCUGGUCGAGUGUAAUCCACAGAAUAACGGAGACUGCCAAUGAUGCUAGCAUAUUUUGAUUGUCUUACACUGUCUCCAGUGUUCUUAAAUAGUUUUACACUAGCAUCAUAUGGAGUACACGCAGGUUUACAGUCGAAAUAGUUAUAUUUUUUCAAGAUCUUCUCUAUGUAGCUAGAUUGAUCUAGAGAAUAACCAUUUGUUGUUCUAGUUUUUUGGAUUCCAAGCAUAAACUUUGCUUCUCCCAGAUCUUUCACCUCAAAGCUCUCUUUCAACAUGGCUUUUGCUUCAUUGACCACGUGAAUAUUUGUACCAAAUAUUAACAUGUCAUUUACAUACAAACAUAUGAUAGUACAAGUGUUAUUCUCUGACUUGCAGUAGAUACAUUUGUCACUUUCAUUCACCUCAAAGCCAUGUGAGAGAACGAGAGUGUCAAACUUCUCAUGCCACGGUUUUGGAGCCGGUUCCAUAUAAUGAUUUUUCUAACUUACAGACAUUCGAGGCAUGUUCAGGGAUAACAAACCCUUCUGGUUGUUCCAUAUAUAUUUCUUCAUCCAGAUCACCGUUCAAAAAAGCAUUCUUAACAUCCAUUUGGUGUACCACGAGAUUGUUCAAGGCAGCAAGAGCAAUCAUGACACGAAUGGAUGUUACUCUAGAUACUGGUGAAUAAGUAUCUAAGAAAUCU